UGGAAACUGCAGCUGUCUGUGCAACGUGCAACUUCGUUAUUUUCAAGUACAGCGAACGAGCAGUUAUGUAGCUGUCACUUACCACUCAGGAUGAAACCCGAACCACGGCACUUUGUUGAUAUUAUCGGAGCCUUUUACUGUCAUGAAGCAGGCAGAAUAAGGUGCCACCGAUGACCCGUGGAAAGCUAGUGGGAAACCCAUUCAUCUCGAAAGAAAAGUACAUUCUGGUAGCAUCAUGAGUUCCCAAAAUGUGUCGGAGAGCUUUCACAUCACUCCACUCCAGCAGAUGGUCGCUUCCUGCUCGGGUGCCAUCCUUACCUCGCUGAUUGUCACACCUUUGGACGUUGUCAAGAUCCGCCUUCAGGCACAGAAAACCCCCUUGUCAAAAGGUAACCUGGGAGGAAGGCCUUGGUCUUUGCCUUGUUUAAUCAUGUACAUGCUUCCACAAACGUGCACACUGACAUACCAUACAUGUUUUGCCCUUUUGCCCUCAAUAGGAAAGUGCUUUGUUUACUGCAAUGGGUUGAUGGACCACAUCUGCGUGUGUGUGAAUGGCAAUACGAAGGCUUGGUACAAGGCCCCUGGCCACUUCUCGGGGACCCUGGAUGCACUCAUGAAGAUUAUUCGUGUUGAAGGAAUAACUUCGCUAUGGAGUGGCCUCCCUCCAACAUUAGUCAUGGCCGUGCCUGCUACGGUGAUUUACUUCACCUGUUAUGACCAACUGGUGGCCAUAAUGAAGAGCAGGAUGGGAGAGAGGGCCGAUCUCGCGCCGCUAUUGGCUGGAGGCAUCGCCCGCGUGGGCUCGGCCACACUGAUCAGCCCGUUGGAGCUGAUUCGCACCAAGCUGCAGUCGGAGAGGCAGUCCUACAAGGAGCUCAGCGCUGUGAUUCGCUCCUCCGUGGUGACUGACGGGUGGCUCUCCCUAUGGCGGGGCUGGGGCCCAACCAUACUCCGAGACGUCCCAUUCUCAGCCAUGUAUUGGUAUAACUAUGAGAAGUUGAAGGGCUGGCUCUGUGACUACCACGGCGUGAGGGCGGCCACCUUCAGCAUCACCUUCCUAUCGGGAGCAGCAUCCGGAUCUAUUGCAUCCAUCGUUACACUGCCCUUCGACGUGGUGAAGACCAGGAGACAAGUGGAGCUGGGGGAGCUACAGGUGCAGAAGUUGUCUUCCAGAGCGUCGUCCUCCACUUGGCAUGUGAUGAGAACAAUAGUAGCUGAGAGCGGAGCUCCCGGCCUCUUUGCAGGGUUCAUGCCGAGGCUAAUCAAAGUAGCGCCUGCGUGUGCCAUCAUGAUCAGCAGCUACGAGUACGGCAAAGCCUUCUUUGGCAAACGCAACCAGGAGCGCCAGACCCCACCGCCCCCCCUGCCCUCGACCCCCACACAAGUAGCUCAUAGCACCCACUGACCACUUGCAUCACACAACAACGAUGGGGACAUACACUACGUACAGGAGAAAUAUAAUCUGGAGGAACCACGGUGGAGACAUGCAUAUAGGAGAAAUAACUUACACCCUUGAGGAACCACGGUGGAGAGAGACAUGCAUAUAGGAGAAAUAACUUACACCCUUGAGGAACCACAGUGGAGACGUGCGUAUAAGAGAAAUACACUCUUGAGGAACUGCUUCUGAAAUUCCCUCAGAGCCACGAUGGUGACAUGGGAUAAAUACCCUUGAAGGUAUAUUUAGGUUAUAGGAGAAAUGUAGCCUUGAGGAAGUGCUUUUAAAAUUCCCUCGUUGAAGACAUUGCCAAUGGCCUGGCGAUGAACACUUUUGCCCGCUGCACUGUGGCCGGGCGAAUACAUCAGCGGUGACAAGAGACUUAAGAGGCAGAGAAUCGCUGGACUAACUUCAGCGAGAGCAGUACAAGCGAUAGAAGCGACAGAGUACGUCCGUUCAAAGCAGACUGCAACAGUGGUGUAGCAUGACCCCUGAUCCCAAGGCUGAAGGAAGGACAGGGAAAGGUGCAGGACGAAAGUCAACUGUAGUUUUUAGAGUGAGGAGUCCGCACACUUAGAAUCGUUUUUGUUGUGUUUUAUUUUUUCAUGGCAGGAUAACGUUUCGACCUCAACAGUCAUCUUCAGAUUCUCU
Engraulis encrasicolus (European anchovy) is the source of this 2086-nucleotide messenger RNA. RefSeq names its product solute carrier family 25 member 40 (gene slc25a40). Lineage: Eukaryota; Metazoa; Chordata; Actinopteri; Clupeiformes; Engraulidae. The record is from RefSeq and is a predicted model, not a curated record. Gene Ontology annotation, biological process: mitochondrial transmembrane transport. The coding region runs from base 236 to 1405 and encodes 389 amino acids. Gene Ontology annotation, cellular component: mitochondrion. The transcript has 11 exons.